Messenger RNA from Phytophthora infestans T30-4, 1482 nucleotides. RefSeq names its product calcineurin-like phosphoesterase, putative. Gene Ontology annotation, cellular component: nucleus; cytosol. The record is from RefSeq and is a predicted model, not a curated record. The transcript has 5 exons. Gene Ontology annotation, molecular function: protein serine/threonine phosphatase activity. NCBI's taxonomy places the organism in Eukaryota, Oomycota, Peronosporomycetes, Peronosporales, Peronosporaceae. Bases 1 to 1482 code for a protein of 493 amino acids.
AUGUUCGCUGGGUUACCGUUGCAAGGUUACUACGACGAGGUGCGUAUCUGUAGAGACUGCUCACCGAUCAGCAUCCCGAUUUCAUCUCUGAAACAGGGUACGCGUGUCCUUGUGUACGGCAUUUUGAUCGGACGCGUGGUCCAACUGUACUCGGACGCGGUUUUAUCGGCGAACCGGAUCAAGAACGCGAUCCGACAGCAUCUAGCGUACUUAGUUUACCGAACUCGUCUCAACUUCAGCACUUGGAACAUGCUGGAAGCGAUGCAGGAGCAGCGAACUAUGCAAAUGAUGCGCUUCGUAAAGAAGUCGAUGAGCAUCAACGAACUGCACUCCAUGAUGCCGCUACUUGGUAGACGAAACACGCUGGACGGCGUCGUUCUGGAAAAAGAGCGAGUCAAAGCUUUGCUCACGCAUUAUCGCGGAGUUCGUGUGCUGUUCCCUCUACGACUCAUCACAGUGAAAAGACUGAUCAACCAGUUCCGCAAUGGUAUUCUUCUGCAUCCUGUCUUUCACGAGUCACCUAUGAACGCGAUCGAUAUCCCUCCCGGAGUGAGAAUGGUUGUUGUCGGGGAUCUUCACGGACAGCUGGAGGAUUUGUUGACGAUUAUGGAGAAGAAUGACGUUCCAAGUAGUAAAACGUGGUAUCUUUUCAACGGAGACUUCGUGGAUCGUGGGGCACAUGGAGUCGAGAUUAUGCUGUUGCUACUUGCGUUCAAGCUAAUGUACCCUGCGUUCGUGUUUUUGAACCGUGGUAAUCACGAAGAGCGCAUGAUUAACGAAAUCUUUGGGUUCCAAGCCGAAGUGUACGCCAAGUACGGCAACGGAUGGAGUGGUCUCGGGUCAUCGGCUAACUAUUCGGCACCGAAACUUUUUCAAUUGUUCGAGACGGUCUUCAACUUGUUUCCAGUUUUUGCGUUAGUAAAUCGGUGCAUUUUUGUAGUUCACGGAGGUCUGAGCAGCCACAAGAAUGUCACGAUUGAGGAGCUUCUCCAACUUGACCACCGAGGAGAACCAACUCAGGGAACGAGUCGUGUGGACGAGCUGCUCACGCAUCUUCUGUGGAGCGAUCCAUGCGAAGAAGAAGGUUGGAAGCCUUCUAGUCGGGGUGCUGGCGUGGAGUUUGGUCCUGAUAUCACCAAGGCAUUUUGCAAGCGGAAUGGCAUUAGCCUCAUCAUCCGAUCCCAUGAAUGUCGAGAAGAAGGGUUCGACAUCGUUCAUGACGGCCUCUUGUUGACGGUAUUCUCGGCCUCAAACUACUGUGGCUCUCAAACCAACAAGGGGGCUUAUGUUCUGCUGGAACGCGGAGAUAACAACGCGAUCCCAGCCUCGCCCGCUGGGAGGAACGAGUGGCGGGAAAAAGCUCGCCGUCUGGAACAACAAACACUGGAAUCUCUCCUGCAGAUCAUCUGCGAGAACCAGAAUGCGUUGCUCUUCUCUUUUCAGCAAGCGGAUACAACGAGGUGUGGGAGGCGUCGAUUAUGA